Messenger RNA from Oryctolagus cuniculus (rabbit), 1242 nucleotides. The record is from RefSeq and is a predicted model, not a curated record. Lineage: Eukaryota; Metazoa; Chordata; Mammalia; Lagomorpha; Leporidae.
AUGGUCAGUGGUGGCCUUCGGGUCGCAGCGAGGGGAGGCACUGGGGUGGCUGCGGGCCUCUGGCAGCCUGGUUCCCGGGGAAAGAUGGACCCAGACGGUGGAGUAGGAGGAGGCAGCAAUGCAGAGGGAGGAGGCGGGGCGGGCCCCUUCGCCCUACACCCAGGGGAGGGCAGGAGAACCGGGCAGGAGCCGGGCCAGCGCGGGUGGCCGGAAGACUCCAGGGGUUCCCAGGCCACGCCCCGCUGGGUUGGGGAAGGCGAGGGGCCCAACAGCACCCCGCCGGCGAAGGGCCUGACCCCGUCCUCCGAAGGCCAAGCGGGCCGAGGCUCCACCACCAAGAUGAGGCGGGAGCAGCUCCGCCCAGCGGAGCCCCUGGGACCAGAGAGCUCCUGGCGGCGGCCUCGCUCCCCCGCCCCGGCCCGGCCCCAGUCACCCUCGCUGUCGGCCCCGGCCCCAGCCACCCUCGCUCCCCCGCCCCGGCCCCAGCCACCCUCGCUGCCCGCCCCGGCCCCGGCCACCCUCGCUGCCCACCCGGCCACAGCCACCCUCGCUCCCCGCCCCGCCACCCUCGCUCCCCGCCCCGGCCCCGGCCACCCUCGCUCCGCGCCGCCGCUCGGCACCCCCGGCCGUGCCCCUCACAGCGUGCGCGUCUCCGAGCCCGCCGCCGGCUGCUGGCAGCUGCAGGAAGACGCCCCGGAACCGCUGCUCCACGUGACGCCGAGGCCUUGGUCGCCCCCUCACCUCCCGCCCGGCCCGGGCCCCUGGCAGCCAGGCCCUAGAGCCCCGCGCGCUCCGCCUCGGCUGUCGUGUGCCCCGGUGACCACCAGAUGCCGACAGAGGUCCUGGCAGGACACCGCGCCUCCCCCAGGGCCCUGGGUCCAGUUUGUCCUCUUGGGACGCGGCAAAUCGGCGACCAGGACCAAUACCUUGCCCUCGCCUCCCCCACUCGCCUUUGAUGAGCGGAGGCUGAAAACCACCCGCUGGCACCUGGGCCCUGCUGCCUUUCCAACCGUCUCCCCGCCCGCACCACGCAGCCUCGGUGAACCUUUGCAGGCAGCCCUGCGUGGCGCAGGAGCUGUGCGUGGGCUGGCUCUGGCUGUCCCCGCGGUCCCCAUGCCUACCUCCCGUCUCCCCGUGCGUUUGGGGGCUGGGGGUCCAGGUUCUCUGACACCAGCGACUCGGAGUUCUGUAGAUUCGGCUAAGGGAGGACGUGGGUCACAUCAGAGCGGCUGUGUGACUUAG